AAACAUGAUCUCGGUUGGCACAUAAACUCCCGGCCCGAAUCACGACGCACUUGCCAUUUUAUUCUUCCUCCUUCUUCUCCUCUCUCCUCUCUCCUCUCUCUCCCUCCUCGCAUCGCAUCGCAUCGAACCACACGAGCGAAGUUCCAGCCUCUUCUGAUCAGGUGACCGUAGGAGAGGUAGGGCGCGAUGGGGCUUGCAUUCGGGAAGCUCUUCAGCCGGCUCUUCGCCAAGAAGGAGAUGCGGAUCCUCAUGGUCGGUCUCGACGCCGCCGGAAAGACCACCAUUCUCUACAAGCUCAAGCUUGGCGAGAUCGUAACUACCAUCCCAACCAUUGGGUUCAAUGUUGAAACUGUGGAGUACAAGAAUAUUAGUUUCACCGUCUGGGAUGUCGGGGGUCAGGACAAGAUCAGACCACUCUGGAGGCAUUACUUUCAGAACACACAGGGGCUUAUCUUUGUUGUGGACAGCAAUGACAGGGAUCGUGUUGUUGAAGCUAGAGAUGAACUCCAUAGGAUGCUUAAUGAGGAUGAGUUGCGUGAUGCUGUGUUGCUUGUGUUUGCUAACAAGCAAGAUCUUCCAAAUGCAAUGAAUGCUGCUGAGAUUACUGACAAGCUUGGGUUACAUUCCCUACGCCAGCGACACUGGUACAUCCAGAGCACUUGUGCCACAUCUGGCGAGGGUUUGUACGAGGGUCUGGACUGGCUGUCCAGCAACAUUGCCAGCAAGUCUUGAGGCUUGGAACUAUCAAGGUUGUCGAAUCAACUAGGAGCUCUGGAUGUAUCAGUUCCCUAGGUGCAUCAGACGCUGCUACUUAUUCCACAAGCUCGAACAUUGUUCUGAGCUUGUUAUAUAUAACUAAGGGGUCCAUAUAACUAAGGAUUUUAAUAUUCCCUGUAGUUUCAAAUGUUAUUGCACAUUUUUCACUUUUGCUUUAGGGUCUUUCCAGUGGAAUGUACUUUUGGCCAUUCUUGAAGUCUGAUGAACUCAGGAUGUUUUAUCGCAAACUUCUUAAAGUCUGAAAGUUACCCAUUAAUGUAAUGGUCGUUGCUUUUGUCAAAUUAUUCAGAUGUUUGAGA
Messenger RNA from Brachypodium distachyon (stiff brome), 1076 nucleotides. Its product is annotated as ADP-ribosylation factor 1. Gene Ontology annotation, cellular component: cytoplasm. The transcript is spliced from 7 exons. Bases 187 to 732 code for a protein of 181 amino acids. The record is from RefSeq and is a predicted model, not a curated record. Gene Ontology annotation, molecular function: GTPase activity; GTP binding. Lineage: Eukaryota; Viridiplantae; Streptophyta; Magnoliopsida; Poales; Poaceae. Gene Ontology annotation, biological process: vesicle-mediated transport; intracellular protein transport.